GAGAUUAGUUUCGUUAUCACGGUUGGGUUCCUCGUCAUCGAGGCUCGAGAUGCCUGAAGGCGUUAUUUCGCGACCCCUGUAAAAUACAAAUAGAGAUCCCUCUCCGCGUAUGUGUUUAUAUGCGCGAGUAUACAAGUGUCUCUCUUUCGCAGAAUCCCGGUGACGAUUCGCACAAUUUUCAGCAACAUCAUGUCCACGGGAUUAGAAGAGGUCGAAUUGGAAAAUGUUUUGCAGCAGAUAUUCAUGAAUUGCGCCUCAAUGUCGACCUUGAUGCCGGAUUUGACGGUUCUGAUAGACGAUGCGGUGCCGAUUUCCAGAAUCGUCGAGUACAUUCAGGAUCAAUUGCCGAACUGGUCAAUCGACAAUCUGGAGGAAUUAUGGAAAUGUUUAGUCGCCAUUUCGACGAAGGAUUGCGUGAAUUUACAACAAUUCAAAGAGGCGACAAAAUGCUGGAUCACCAAGAUUCAACAGAUUCAGUCUGCGGAGCACAGCGAUAAUAAUGUCCAGGAGAAACUCUCCCUCGUGAACGACGCAGACUCUUCAAUGAAAACCAUGGAUCUGACUAAUGAUAUCGUGAAAUUAGAGUUUCGAAAUAUGAAAUUUCGAAAACUCUGCGAGGAAAACAAUGUCCUUCGCGACGAGCUCGAGCGACAUGAAAGAUCAAUCAACAAUCUCAAACAACAACACAGUAUUACUGAGAAACAGUUAAAACAUUAUGUUCACAAAUGUCAGCAAUUCGAAAAGGAAAACGAUGAGCAAAGAGAUCAAUUAAACGAGUUGAUUAAGAAUGAAAAGACUAUGACCUUGGCUCUUCAAAGAUAUACGAAAGAGCAUCAGAACUUGUUGAAGCAAUUGGAAGCCGCGGAAAUUGAGAUACAAGCUAUACCACCUUUAAAAGAAAAACUAGAGAAAAUCACUAAAGAAAAAAUAGAGUGUUUGAAACUGAUCACCAAAAUACAAGAGGAAUUUGACGAAAAGGAAAACAAUUAUUGUCAAUUAAAAACUACAAUAACCGAACUCGAGGACACGAAUAUUAGCAUGAAAGAGGACUACGAAUAUAUGAUUCAUAAUCUGCGUGAAAAGAAUCGUAAACUCAUGGACGAAAAUGUGGAGCUCCAAUCGUUAUCAGUCCUUAACGCAUGUUCUACCGAAGAAAGACUCUCGUUAUCACCAGUUUUGGACGAUGAAUGCUAUCUACAUAGCACACCCUAUAAGUCGAUAAAAGUAUCAAUGGAAGAUUCAUUGUACACGGAAUUGAAAGUUUCAGGCUUUACAGCUGACUACAGCAGAAAUAACAUACAAGAACUUGAGGAAGAAUUAAACGAAUAUGACGCCAAGAUUGUUACGAUAUUGGAACAGCUAGAAAAAGUUAUACAAUUUUUUGUUACGAUACGGGGCUCUGUCGAUGACUUAUCUUGCUUUAAUCCAGACACAGACACAAAAGCUCAUAAUAUCGAUAUAUUGAGGCACAAAGUAUCUUUUCUAUUAAAUAUGAUGACAGAAGAGAUCACGAAAAGAAACAUGAGACAGGAUUCGAGCACACAGCUCCAAGUCGAGCCGACAAACGCAACCAGUUUGGAGCAAUUUGGCGUCAGGAGUUUCCGGGAUCUGUUGUCGACGCACGCAACCCAGCCGAAAGUGAAAGUGGGUCUGUGGUCGAUAACGCAUGUGAAUAACGAAGACGAUGACUUGUUCUCGAGAGUUAUAAAGACAUGCCCGUCCCCAAGUGUCCAAAAUCGAUUCCGCAUCAUUGAACCUAUCAUCAAAGAGUUACAUAACAUCAUCGAGAGCACUCUUAGCGCUCUUAGCGAUUGUAAAGAUCGCCCGCUAACCGAGAAUUUAAGGAACCAAUCGAUACACACGUUGCCGUCGGACUUACAAUUAUCCUCGCUAGCCGUGGAAGACUCUAGGCAAACAUUUGGUUAUCAAAAUCCUGAAACGAAUACUAUCGAUGCUUCGUUCGCGCGAGGAGAUGGUCUAAUGCAGGAAGACCACGACGAGAAAUCUGUGCUAAUUACUGCAGAAGCACGCGACGUUUUCAAGGAACAUUCGACCCAUUCCGAGGAGAAUCGAUCGAGUGAAAUGUCAAAGGGAUCAAGUAUUCUCAAAGUGGAUUCGAAGGCAUUGGCCACGUCGGAGGAGAUAAAGUGGGAUUGUACAAGUGAACAAGUACUUGAAGUGAAUAACGCAAGCAAUCCAGCGAAUCCCCGCAGAAAACUUUCUGUCUACUGCCGCCCGUUCGACGUCGUUGCGGUGCAGGAUCCGCUCGAGGAUCAUCAGGGAUCUAAUUUGGAAGUGAAGCAAUCAUCGAGCACUCCACACAAUUCUUCCUCGCAAAUCAAUAAGAUCACCGAUUGGGAGCGAAAUAUUGUGAUGAACUAUGCGUUUAAUCAUGGUUACCGCAACAGAGAGAGCGACAGCGAUUCCACAAACUCCACGCCGGAAAAGCAAUUACAACAUAGCCUAGACGAUGAAACACCGGUUGAGCAGACGAUACUUAGAAAGAUCUGUUUGGCGCCUACACGCUUGAAAUUUCCACUGGAAGCAAAAAACGAGUUACAAAGAAUUGUCGAGGCUUCCAACUGUGCUUCUCCCAUUUCAAUGAAUUCCACUGAAUUGGAUUUUUUUCCUAUCAUCGGGAACAAGAAAGAUAACGAUGUUUCCAUUCAUUCAUCUUCGACAUUUAUAGACAAGUGCAAGAUGAAGAAUGUGGCAUUCGAAUCUACACCAUAUUUAAACAAGACUGUUUCGCAAGCACACUUAGUAUCUAAUCGCUGUCUAUCUUCGCGUGAUCAAACUGAUUUAGCGAAGAUCAUGGAUUCAAAGGAUCCCCACUCCUUGACGUGCGUGCAAAGAGUCGAUGGCGAGAGUCAGUCGCGAAUCGAACGGUCAGUCGAUAGCCAAAUGUCGAAUCGCGAGGACAGUUUAGCCGUUUCAGGCAACGGCGAGUGCAAAUCGACGACGGGGUCCAGUGAUCGAUGCAGCAUCGCUGAAGAAGUCGUGAAUGAGAUCGACGAAAUCGUCAAUGUCGCGCCGUCCGCAUCGUUGACUGAUUCGAAUUCAAUAAAAGUAGUGCCAUGCAAGAACUCAGUGCAAAGCGAUGAAAAAGCGCGCGAAAGAAACUUGUUGGAGAUGAAACCAGAAAUACCACAGUUGACUUUAAAUAUGAAAAGAUCAUAUUCGGAGGGCGAGAAUCUCGGCCGAUUGGAGUGCUGUUGCAAAAAAAAUGCAUCUUCGAUUCCGGAAAGUAAUCAACGAGUGAAAGUCUUCCCAAGUCUCGUGGAUAUUCGUCUGCAGGAAUCUGGGCCAGUCUGCAUAAAUUUAGCCAAUUUAUCAGACAUUGAAUUAGCGAUCAGGGAGAAUUCAAAUGAGUUUGAACUGCAGAAGAAGUACAUAGCGUUCUCGUUAUGCCUCUGCACAGAAAGGUUGACUUUACCGCGAAGGAUAGCGAUGUCACUUCGACAACGCGAUCAAUCUGAGAAAAACCUUUCCUACGAAGUGCGGAAGAUGCAGCAGGACAUUCAGGAACUCGCGCCACUAUGCACGGAUAGAGAAUCCGUGGAGCGGGUGGAACGGGUCAGGCAUCAAUUGGACAUGAUCGUGCGAUGUGCGCACAGGGUGUCUUGUGCAGCCGAGACUCUAGGCGCCGUGCAGCAGGAGCGUAGGGUAUCUCGGGCUGUUUUGCUGGCCGACAAAUACCUCCAAGUGCUGCAUUCCCGGUGCGAGAAACUGAUCACCAAUGUCGCCGAGACCAAACAGAUCUUGGUAGACAACAACAUAAUGAUAGAGGAGAACGCCAGCGAGCUCAACGAUGAAUUGCCUCGCAUCAGAUACAGGAGCGGUACACCCGCCAAUAAUCGUAUGAUGAUGGCUAGGAGAAGAGCCAGCGUAGCCACAAUGUCUCGGCCGAUGGGCAACGCACAGGAUAUGACAAAGGACACUAUGAGGCAGCGAAAUUCUGUUUCCGGACGCGUGAUUCUCAGGAGACCAUCGUUUAGCUCCGAAUCCCCAAAAUGGGAAAUCGAAAAAUUACAUCGUGCCGAAAGUUCCAAUAGCAUCAGUGAAUUACGAGGUAUUUUCGAGCAGGCUGAAUCUCGUCGUAGCUCGAGAGAGGAAAAUAACAACAUGCUACGAUUGAAUCAUUCUAAUGGCCAAAGUACAGUAAAUUGUGCGAUAAUUGAUAAUGAGGUUUGGACGGACGUAAAGGAGGAAAUCUCUUCCGAAGUUUCUGACAACGAAAGUAUGAAUUCUGAGAGUAGAUCGAGUGCAAAAUCGUCACAAUCUUUCCUAUUAAGACGAGAAAGAAGAGUAUUAUCAAUAUGGCAUAUAGUGCUGUUGAGUAUUAUAAUUUUCUUCUUCGUAUUUUAUAUAAUUCAUGCAAUGUCAUUAAACGUUUGCCAAGAACCGUUAAACAAACGGUUGAUCGGAUACGUUUUCGACAAAUGCGGUCAGAUAAGGAACGCGGCGCCUCAUCCAAUGUGACUUUCUUGCGUUCUGAUUAGCUGUAUCAGUAAAAUAAGUAGUAAGACUAAGUGUAGAUUGUAACAUAUGUCAAUUAUGGAAAGGCUGAAUAAAUUAAUAAUUGCAGAAUUCGUUUCGCCUUCUAGUGAAGUCACGCUUUAGCCGCGAGUGCUGUGAUUUAAGAUUUUCGAUUCCUCAUUGCAACUGUGUUUGUAUCAUGGCUUCAGAAACGACAAAUCGAUAAAUACUUCUACACUUUAUGCGAAAUAAAUCGAUUUUUUUCGGCUAUUACUUGUGUUUGACAAAAGAUAAAAUCCGCAAUAUUGUAAAUGUAUUAAUAAAUAACUGUAAAUAUCUACUCAAAAUUUUUAUUUGCGCUGAAACCGG
Molecule: messenger RNA, 4848 nt
Organism: Trachymyrmex septentrionalis
Lineage: Eukaryota; Metazoa; Arthropoda; Insecta; Hymenoptera; Formicidae
Exons: 23
Coding region: 190-4482 (1430 amino acids)
Source: RefSeq, a predicted model, not a curated record